AUGCUGCCCAUGCACUUUCUGAUUGCCACACUAGCUGGAGGCAAGGAGAUCCGGGAUUCAAUUCUGCCUAGUGUGUUAAUUGUAACCUACAAGGAACCUGAAAAAUCAUCUUCUCAGUUUGGAUUCUACAAACAAGCUGAAUGGAGGCCAGAUAGUACCAUGAUAGCUGUGUCAACUGCAUAUGGCUACAUCUUGUUUUUUCAUAUUACAUCUACAAGAGGGGACAAGUACCUUUAUGAACCAGUGUAUCCCAAAGGAAGUCCACAAAUGAAGGGGACACCCCAUUUUAAGGAAGAACAGUGUGCUCCAGCAUUAAAUUUAGAAAUGAAGAAAAUAUUGGAUUUGCAAGCACCCAUCAUGAGUUUGCAGUCCAUGCUGGAGGAUCUCCUCGUUGCUACUUCUGAUGGACUUCUUCAUCUUAUUCACUGGGAAGGAAUGACAAACGGAAGGAAAGCUAUUAAUCUUUGCACAGUACCCUUUUCAGUAGAUCUGCAGUCGUCUAGAGCAGGUUCAUUCCUGGGUUUUGCAGAUGUGCACAUCAGAGACAUGGAAUACUGUGCCACACUUGAUGGAUUUGCUGUUGUGUUUAACGAUGGUAAAAUUGGAUUUAUUACUCCAGUGUCAAGUAGAUUUACUGCAGAGCAGCUCCAUGGAGUUUGGCCACAAGAUGUUGUUGACGGAACUUGUGUAGCAGUAAAUAACAAGUACCGACUCAUGGCGUUUGGUUGUGCAAGUGGUUCUGUACAGGUUUAUACAAUAGAUAACACCACUGGAGCUAUGCUGCUGUCUCAUAAACUAGAGCUAACAGCAAAACAAUAUCCCGAUAUUUGGAACAAAACAGGAGCUGUUAAAUUGGUCAGAUGGUCUCCUGACAAUAGUGUUGUAAUAGUGACCUGGGAAAAUGGAGGCCUAUCUUUAUGGAGUGUGUUUGGAGCCCAGCUGAUUUGUACACUUGGAGGAGACUUUGCUUAUAGGUCUGAUGGUACCAAAAAAGAUCCCCUUAAGAUCAACUCUAUGAGCUGGGGUGCAGAAGGCUAUCACCUCUGGGUAAUCAGCGGAUUUGGUGCUCAAAGUACUGAAAUUGAGUCUGACUCCAAGAGUAUAGUUAAACAGCCUGGCAUUCUGCUAUUUCAGUUCAUCAAGAGUGUACUCACUGUAAACCCUUGUAUGAGUAACCAGGAGCAAGUGCUGCUUCAGGGGGAGGAUCGAUUGUACUUGAACUGUGGAGAGGCCUCACAAACCCAGCACGCCAGGGGUUCCUCGGCGCACCCUGAGCAUAAGGCUGCUGGGGCCAAGAGCCCCUUUGCAGAUAGCGGUGUAGAGUCUCAGGGUUUAAGCACUUUGCUUGGACAUCGGCAUUGGCAUGUGGUGCAGAUUUCCAACACCUAUCUAGAGAGCAAUUGGCCUAUACGGUUUUCAGCUAUUGAUAAGCUUGGACAGAAUAUUGCUGUGGUUGGCAAGUUUGGUUUUGCACAUUACUCUUUACUCACCAAAAAAUGGAAACUUUUUGGAAACAUUACCCAGGAGCAAAAUAUGAUUGUGACUGGUGGCUUAGCCUGGUGGAAUGAUUUUGUUGUCCUGGCAUGUUAUAACAUAAGUGACCAUCAAGAAGAGCUCAGAGUUUAUUUGCGAACAUCAAAUCUGGACAAUGCCUUUGCUCACAUCACCAAAGCACAAGCAGAAACAUUACUGCUCAGUGUCUUCCGGGACAUGGUAAUAGUAUUUAGAGCCGACUGUUCAAUAUGCCUUUACAGUAUUGAAAGAAAAUCUGAUGGUCCCACCACUACAGCUGGUAUUCAGGUUCUUCAAGAAGUCUCCAUGUCGCGCUACAUUCCUCACCCUUUCCUUGUGGUGUCUGUCACUCUGACAUCAGUGAGCACAGAGAAUGGGAUCACCCUGAAAAUGCCACAGCAGGCUCGCGAUGCAGAGAGCAUUAUGCUAAAUCUCGCAGGACAGCUCAUCAUGAUGCAGAGGGACAGAUCGGGGCCUCAGAUCCGGGAGAAGGACAGUCACCCUAACCAAAGGAAGCUUCUGCCAUUCUGUCCUCCCGUUGUACUGGCCCAGUCUGUUGAAAAUGUCUGGACCACGUGCCGAGCAAAUAAACAAAAGCGUCACCUUCUGGAGGCCCUGUGGCUGAGCUGUGGAGGUGCAGGGAUGAAAGUUUGGCUCCCUCUCUUCCCCAGGGAUCACCGCAAGCCCCAUUCCUUCUUGUCCCAGCGGAUCAUGCUGCCUUUCCACAUCAAUAUUUACCCCCUGGCUGUUCUGUUUGAAGACGCGUUAGUCCUUGGUGCUGUCAAUGACACUUUGCUCUAUGAUUCUUUGUACACGCGGAACAGUGCUCGGGAACAGCUGGAGGUGCUCUUCCCUUACUGUGUCGUGGAGAGGACCUCCCAGAUCUACCUCCACCACAUUCUGCGUCAGCUGCUGGUCAGGAACCUUGGGGAGCAGGCCUUGCUCUUGGCCCAGUCCUGCGCUGCAUUACCUUACUUCCCUCACGUGCUGGAGCUCAUGCUCCACGAAGUGCUGGAGGAAGAAGCUACCUCACGGGAACCCAUUCCCGACCCUCUGCUUCCCACUGUGGCAAAAUUCAUCACCGAGUUCCCCCUCUUCCUGCAGACGGUUGUUCAUUGUGCCAGGAAGACUGAAUAUGCCCUGUGGAAUUACCUUUUUGCAGCCGUUGGAAACCCCAAGGACUUGUUUGAGGAAUGCUUGAUGGCUCAGGACUUGGACACAGCUGCCUCUUACCUUAUUAUCUUACAGAAUAUGGAAGUUCCGGCAGUAAGUAGGCAACAUGCUACCCUUCUGUUCAACACAGCCCUGGAACAAGGCAAGUGGGACCUAUGUCGACACAUGAUUCGAUUCCUUAAAGCCAUUGGCUCUGGAGAAUCUGAGACCCCUCCAUCCACACCUACAGCUCAGGAACCCAGUUCAAGUGGUGGAUUUGAGUUCUUCAGGAAUCGAAGCAUCAGUUUGUCCCAGUCAGCUGAGAAUGUUCCUGCUAGUAAAUUCAGCUUACAGAAAACACUGAGUAUGCCAUCCGGCCCUUCUGGGAAAAGAUGGAGCAAAGACAGUGACUGUGCUGAGAACAUGUACAUUGAUAUGAUGCUCUGGAGACACGCCCGGCGUCUCUUAGAAGAAGUUCGGCUGAAGGACCUCGGCUGCUUUGCAGCCCAGCUGGGCUUUGAACUCAUCAGUUGGCUGUGCAAGGAGCGCACCCGAGCCGCGCGGGUGGACAACUUUGUGCUGGCCCUGAAGAGGCUCCACAAAGACUUCCUGUGGCCACUUCCCAUCACCCCAGCCUCUUCUGUCAGCUCUCCUUUCAAGAAUGGAAAAUACCGAACAGGAGAGCAGCUGCUGAAGUCUCAGUCAGCGGACCCUUUUCUAAACCUCGAGAUGGACGCUGGGGUCUCUACUGUACAGCGAAGUCAGAGCUGGCUCGGCAGCAUCGGCCCCACCCACCAUGAGAUAGACACGGCCUCAUCCCAUGGACCACAAAUGCAAGACGCCUUCCUGUCACCUUUAUCUACUAAAGGUGAUGAAUGCAGUAUUGGUUCAGCCACAGAUUUGACGGAAAGUAGCUCCAUGGUGGACGGAGACUGGACAAUGGUGGAUGAAAACUUCUCCACACUCAGUUUAACUCAGUCGGAGCUGGAGCACAUCUCCAUGGAGUUGGCCAGUAAGGGGCCUCAUAAAUCCCAGGUCCAGCUUCGGUACUUGCUGCACAUGUUCAUGGAGGCAGGGUGUCUAGACUGGUGCAUCGUCAUAGGCCUGAUUCUCCGCGAAUCCUCAGUAAUCAGCCAGAUCCUGCUGCUCAUCCAGUCUUCGGAGGUGGAUGGAGAGAUGUUACAGAACAUAAAGACAGGGCUACACGCGGUAGACCGAUGGGCCUCUACGGAUUGUCCUGGAUAUAAGCCAUUCUUAAACAUCAUUAAGCCACAAGUACAGAAGUUCAGUGAGCUGACAGAGGAGCAGGUCCAGCCUGAAGCCUUCCAGCCAAUAACUGCGGGUAAGACUCCUGAACACACUGGGCCCCGGGCAGAGGAAAGCCGGGGCCCCUCGGGCCAUGGAAGCCUCCCCCAGGGCGAGGUCGGAGGCAGUGGUCUGGUCGGCAGGAACGAGGAGGACGCAGCCCGAGCAGAGGAGGAGGAAUCCUUUCAAGACGGGACUUACGACUGUUCUGUGUCCUAA
Puma concolor (puma) is the source of this 4188-nucleotide messenger RNA. The record is from RefSeq and is a predicted model, not a curated record. Lineage: Eukaryota; Metazoa; Chordata; Mammalia; Carnivora; Felidae.